AUGGCUGACGAACUGAACGUGACCUUAAUACCGGAGCCGGAUGAUACCGAGGGUGUUCUCGUUGCUAAAGGAGUUAGCAUGUUAGUUCUCUUUGUUGCUUGUAUGAUUUGUGGUAUUAUACCACUGUUGGUGGCUAAGAGGUUCAAGUGGUUGUUCGCCGGCGACGCGAAGAAUAUCAGAUCAAGUAACAAGAUAGUAAUGACACUACUGGCUUUUGGUGGCGGCGUCUUGUUGGCCACCACCUUUUUACAUUUAAUGCCUGAAAUUGAGGAAAAUAUAAUUCAGUUGCAAGAGGAAGGUAGUUUGGGCACAUACAACUUCGCCUUGACCCAUUUGCUUACGUGCUCCGGCUUCUUCAUGAUGUACUUGGUAGAAGAACUAAUACACAUGUAUAUGCGAAAAAGGGACGCCAAGAAAACUGAAACGUCGCCAAUGGAUAAUCAAAAUGGUAUUAAAACCAUCGGAAAGGCGAACGAUGCCAACUUGUCUGCUGAUCACUUUACGUCAAAAACGGAUGCUGAAAACCUUCAAAACAAUGAUUUAUUAGAGGUAGAAGAUACCGUUUCAGCUGCACUCAGAGGAUUGCUUAUUGUGCUUGCUCUGUCUAUACACGAGCUCUUCGAAGGUUUAGCUGUCGGCUUAGAGUCUAGUACUUCUAAAGUAUGGUACAUGCUGGGCGCUGUAGCAGGACAUAAACUUGUAAUCUCCUUCUGUAUUAGUGUGGAACUAAUCGCCAGUAGAACCGUAUUUUGGUUAACUAUGGUAUACAUCGUUGUCUACGCUAUUAUAUCACCUAUAGGAAUCGGUAUAGGUAUGAUCUUGGUAGGAGGUGCUGGCGCUGCAGCUGCCGGACUCCCAUCUGUAGUGCUGCAAGGUCUGGCCUGUGGGACAUUGCUCUAUGUAGUUUUCUUUGAAAUAUGGAAAGGCGAUAAAACAAGCUUCUUGCAAUUCAUCGGGUCUAUUGUCGGAUUCUUCUUUAUGUUUGGAAUAACACUAUUGAGUCCACACUAG
Molecule: messenger RNA, 1011 nt
Organism: Arctia plantaginis
Lineage: Eukaryota; Metazoa; Arthropoda; Insecta; Lepidoptera; Erebidae
Source: the annotation of a GenBank genome assembly